Molecule: messenger RNA, 732 nt
Organism: Ectocarpus siliculosus
Lineage: Eukaryota; Phaeophyceae; Ectocarpales; Ectocarpaceae
Source: the annotation of a GenBank genome assembly
AUGCCGAACGGUACUUUCGCAUCGUACAACGUCCUGCCGCCGGUAACUCGCCUUGUUUGCACAGCGGAGGACGGACGGUCGAGGGGAUCUCGCGGACGCGAGCCAGCCAUGCCAUUAGCUCCGCGAGAGACCUUGGGCUCCCGUACCGUCGAGGCCGAGCCUCAGCUGGAAGAAGAUGAGGCCAAGCCGUCACAACAAGAGGAAGGUGCACCCUCUUUCGUUUCGCCCUCCGAAGCUGACGGCAUGGCGGUUGACACGGUACAGGAAGGCAUGGACAACUCGUCGGAUGAUCCUACCAGAAAACUGUCACCGCGACCACCGAUCCCAAACGCGGAAAACGUACCCCCUCGAUUGGUGGGCGACGGGAUAGAAUCUCUGCCACCCACGCGGCUGGGGGGCCUGACGCUCCCGCUGCUGGAAUCGUAUGACCCAACCAGGUCGCCGCUGGUAUGCCUUCCGCCCUCCGCCUCAACCGGGUACACCGAUGAAGUCGACGCGGUCAGCCCAGCCGGUAGCGCAACUUCUCCAACCAGCAGCAGGCACAAGGUCCACCAAACGCUCGCGUUUUCGAGAGUGGCGCCAGAGGGAGCAGGUGCACCAAGGCGUAAAGAGGGUCAGGAUGUUGCUGCUAUUUCGCCGCCCGCGCACAAGUUGCUCCGCUUUCCGCGCGGAAGGCCCGGGUCGUUUUUCGUCGACAGUCACGAGGAGCCCGCCAACGAGAUAAAGGCUUGA